AUGGGUGAUAUGGCCAAUAGUUCGGUUGAGUUUUACCCCAAGAAGCAGCGAGGCAGUGGAGCCGGCGGAGUAGGAGGAGGAGAGGGCGGCCACGGCGAAUUCGGAGCCACCCUAGAGGAGCUCAGGGCAUUAAUGGAGCUCCGGGGAGCUGAGGCCCUGCAGAAGAUUCAGGAGAGCUACGGUGACACAGAGGGCCUCUGUCGUAGACUCAAGACUUCACCCACAGAUGGCCUGUCGGAUAACCCAACGGACUUGGAAAAACGCGGGCAAGUUUUUGGACAGAACUUCAUCCCGCCGAAGAAACCCAAAACCUUUCUGCAGCUGGUGUGGGAGGCCCUACAGGACGUGACUCUCAUUAUUCUAGAAAUCGCCGCCAUCAUCUCCCUUGGCCUGUCCUUCUAUCAGCCUCCUGCCGAGGAAAGCGAAGCAUGUGGUAAUGUAUCUGCUGGAGCAGAAGAUGAGGGUGAGGCAGAAGCUGGCUGGAUUGAGGGAGCUGCUAUCCUGUUAUCAGUACUGUGUGUUGUGCUGGUGACAGCCUUCAAUGACUGGAGUAAGGAGAAACAGUUCCGUGGGCUACAGAGCCGCAUUGAGCAGGAGCAGCGCUUUGCUGUGGUGCGAAAUGGCACCGUCAUCCAGAUCCCCGUGGCUGAGAUGGUGGUGGGAGAUGUAGCUCAAGUCAAAUACGGUGACCUUCUGCCAGCUGAUGGUAUACUGAUUCAGGGCAAUGACCUGAAGAUUGACGAGAGCUCCCUCACUGGAGAGUCUGACCAUGUCCGCAAAUCUGUCGACAAGGAUCCCAUGUUGCUGUCAGGCACCCAUGUUAUGGAAGGUUCUGGAAAGAUGGUGGUGACAGCUGUGGGUGUGAACUCACAAACUGGAAUCAUUUUCACUCUUCUCGGAGCUGGAGAAGCAGAGGAGGAGAAGAAGGACAAGAAAGAGGGCAAUAGUAGGUCAUCUAUGCAGUUUCCUGCAGUCGAAGCAAAAGAGACCAACAUCACCAAUGGAAAACAAGAUGGAACAUUGGAGAACAAUCAAAAUAAAGCCAAGAAACAGGAUGAAGCAGUUGCCAUGGAAAUGCAGCCCCUGAAAAGUGCUGAAGGUGGAGAGGUGGAAGAAAAGGAGAAGAAGAAAGCCAACGUACCCAAAAAAGAAAAGUCUGUGCUCCAGGGCAAACUCACCAAGCUGGCAGUGCAGAUAGGGAAAGCAGGAUUGGUGAUGUCAGCCAUUACAGUGAUCAUCUUGGUGUUGUACUUUGUGAUUGAGACCUUUGUGGUACAGGGCCGCUCAUGGCUCACCGAGUGUACACCCGUAUAUGUACAGUAUUUUGUGAAGUUCUUCAUCAUUGGAGUCACGGUUCUGGUGGUGGCUGUGCCCGAGGGCUUGCCACUGGCCGUCACUAUAUCACUGGCCUAUUCCGUAAAGAAAAUGAUGAAGGAUAACAAUCUUGUCCGCCAUUUGGAUGCUUGUGAAACAAUGGGUAAUGCUACAGCUAUCUGCUCAGACAAGACAGGGACCCUCACAACAAAUCGCAUGACGGUGGUCCAGGCCUACGUGGGCGACCAACACUUCCAUGAGAUCCCGGAUCCUGAUCAGAUUAACAGCAACACUCUAGAGCUGAUUGUCAGCGCAAUCGCCAUCAACUGCGCGUACACCUCUAAGAUUAUGCCUGCAGAUAAGGAAGGGGGCUUGCCCAAGCAGGUUGGAAAUAAGACAGAAUGUGCUCUGCUGGGCUUUGUGCUGGACCUGAAGAGAGAUUACGCCACGGUGAGGGAGCAGAUCCCUGAGGAGAAGCUCUACAAAGUCUAUACCUUCAACUCCGUUCGCAAAUCCAUGAGCACCGUCAUUCAGCUACCCGAUGGUUCCUUCCGCGUCUACAGCAAAGGCGCCUCAGAGAUUUUGCUCAAAAAAUGCUCCACUAUUAUUGCUGCAGGAGGUGAGCCAAGGCCUUUUCGUCCGCGGGAUCGGGAUGAGAUGGUAAAGAAGGUGAUUGAGCCAAUGGCUUGUGAUGGUCUCCGCACCAUCUGCAUUGCCUACAGGGAUCUUCCUGCAGAGCCGCAUCCUGAUUGGGACAAUGAGGCAGACAUCAUUACCAACCUCACCUGCAUCACCGUGGUUGGCAUUGAAGAUCCUGUUCGCCCUGAGGUGCCAGAAGCUAUCAGAAAGUGCCAGCGAGCCGGCAUCACAGUACGAAUGGUGACUGGGGACAAUAUUAACACAGCACGGGCCAUUGCUGCCAAAUGUGGAAUCAUUCAACCUGGGGAUGACUUCAUCUGCAUGGAGGGCAAAGAUUUUAAUCGACGAAUCAGAAAUGAGAAAGGAGAGGUUGAGCAGGAGCGGAUUGACAAAAUUUGGCCCAAACUACGAGUUUUGGCCCGUUCUUCUCCGACAGACAAACACACUCUUGUUAAAGGUAUUAUAGACAGCACCAUAGUGGAACAGAGGCAGGUAGUGGCAGUGACUGGAGAUGGCACUAAUGAUGGACCAGCACUGAAGAAAGCUGACGUGGGCUUUGCCAUGGGCAUUGCUGGGACGGACGUAGCGAAGGAAGCCUCUGAUAUCAUUCUGACGGAUGAUAACUUCAGCAGCAUUGUGAAAGCAGUCAUGUGGGGCCGUAAUGUUUACGACAGCAUCUCUAAGUUCCUCCAGUUUCAACUCACUGUAAAUGUGGUUGCCGUCAUCGUAGCGUUCACUGGCGCCUGUAUCACUCAGGACUCUCCUCUGAAGGCAGUUCAAAUGCUGUGGGUGAAUCUGAUCAUGGACACAUUUGCGUCUCUGGCCCUGGCCACCGAGCCGCCCACAGAGGCCCUGCUGCUGAGGAAGCCCUAUGGCCGAAACAACCCCCUCAUCUCACGCACCAUGAUGAAAAACAUCCUCGGCCACGGAGUCUACCAACUCAUCAUCAUCUUCACCCUGCUCUUUGUGGGAGAGAAGAUAUUCAACAUUGACAGUGGGCGUAAUGCCCCCCUUCACUCCCCUCCUUCAGAGCACUACACCAUCAUCUUCAACACCUUCGUCCUCAUGCAGCUUUUUAACGAGAUCAACGCGCGCAAGAUCCACGGAGAGAGAAAUGUCUUUGAUGGCAUUUUUGGCAAUCCAAUUUUCUGCGGUAUUGUGCUUGGAACCUUCGCAGUGCAGAUUGUGAUCGUACAGUUUGGCGGGAAACCAUUCAGCUGUGCUCCUCUUAACGUGGAGCAGUGGCUCUGGUGUCUGUUUGUGGGAGUAGGAGAGCUGCUCUGGGGACAGGUUAUUGCUACGGUGCCAACCAGUCAUCUGAAGUGUCUGAAAGAGGCUGGCCAUGGGCCGGAUGUAGAUGAAAUCUUGGAUGAAGAUCUGGCUGAAGAUGAGGAGGAGAUCGACCUCGCCGAGAGAGAGCUAAGACGUGGGCAGAUUCUCUGGUUCAGAGGACUAAACCGCAUCCAAACUCAGAUGGAGGUAGUGAGUACCUUCAAGAGAAGUGGUUCGUUUCAGGGUGCUGUGCGUCGACGUUCCUCAAUUCUCAGCCAACUCCAUGACGUAACCAAUAUUUCUACUCCCACACACGUAGUUCUCUCCACUGCCAAUGCAACUGGUGCCCCCGGGAGUGAGUUCUUACGUUCCGUUAACGGCACCACAUAG
Molecule: messenger RNA, 3615 nt
Organism: Chanos chanos (milkfish)
Lineage: Eukaryota; Metazoa; Chordata; Actinopteri; Gonorynchiformes; Chanidae
Gene: atp2b3a
Product: ATPase plasma membrane Ca2+ transporting 3a
Exons: 21
Coding region: 1-3615 (1204 amino acids)
Biological process (GO): calcium ion transmembrane transport; regulation of cytosolic calcium ion concentration
Cellular component (GO): intracellular membrane-bounded organelle; plasma membrane
Molecular function (GO): ATP hydrolysis activity; P-type calcium transporter activity; ATP binding
Source: RefSeq, a predicted model, not a curated record